CAAAGCCGCCAGCAAAGCAAGUCGAAGCUCCAACAGUCUCUUGUUGCUUACGUCUGUCAACAAUCUGUCGAACAAUCUCUAGCCAUUACGGCAACUCAUACAGAUAUAGUUAGCUAGUAGCAGAGGAAGCAAGGAGGGCGGCCGGCCAUGGAGGAGAUGGCUGACGAGAGCAGCCAGUACCAUUGGCACGACGACUUCAGGUUCGGGGACGAGCUCAUGAGGGAGCUUCUCGACGCGCCGGCGAUGGUGGCCGGCGCUGACAAUUCUUCUUCCAACAAGGGUGCUGAUGAGGACGAAGAACGGGAGGAGGAUGGACCGGCAGGAGCUCGGCGCCGGGAGUCGAUGGUGAACAGGCUCAUCUCCACCGUCUACUCCGGGCCCACGCUCAGCGACAUCGAGAGCGCCCUCUCCUUCACCGGCGUCAGUGCCGACUCGCAGCAGCUCCUCGACGGCCGCAAGUAUUACAGCUCCAGCCCAGUGGUUUUCUCGCCGGACAAGGUGCUUAGCAAGAUGGAGAACAAGUACACGAUGAAGAUCAAGAGCUGUGGCAGCGGGCUAGCCGAUGAUGGGUACAAGUGGAGGAAAUAUGGCCAGAAAUCCAUCAAGAACAGCCCCAACCCAAGGAGCUAUUAUCGGUGCACGAACCCCCGGUGCAACGCCAAGAAGCAGGUGGAGCGCGCCGUCGACGAGCCGGACACGCUGGUCGUCACCUACGAAGGCCUCCAUCUCCACUACACCUACUCCCACUUCCUCCAGCACCCGACCCCUACUCCCUCCGGCACGGCCGCCGCAGCGGCCAAGAAGCCCAAGCUGCACCUGCACACCGCCCCCGCAACAACGACUACCUCGCCGCCGCCGGCCAUGCCGCUCGACGGUGCCGUCGUCCCUGCCGGCGCUGGAGGAGACAGCAGCAGCGAUAGUGGUGGUGGUCAUAACGUGGCCGCUGAGGCAGGCUUCCUGCUGGAGCAGGCGGUGCCCAACUGCUCGGCGUCGUCGUACAUGUUCGACGGCGGCUUUGCUAGUGGCGAGGAGCGGAUGUUGCCGAGCGGCGGCGGGCUGCUGGAGGACAUGGUGCCGCUGCUGGUCCGGCGACCGUCGUGCAACUCCGCGGCCACCACCACCACCACUAGCUCGUCGGGAUCGCCGGCAGGGGCGCCUGUGUCGUCCCCGUCUCCAUCCACGUCGUCGUCAGUGUCAUGGACCCCGGCGUCGCCGUACAUCGACAUGGCCAUACUCUCCAACAUCUUCUAGCUGACUAGUAAAUUAAAUAACUUGUGUUGUGCAUGUGUGCACCAAGGGUGCCCCAGUGUGUGAUUAGUAGUAGUAUCUAGCUAAAUAGCCGUUGCAUGCAUAGUUGUUUAAUCUCCCAAAACUGUGAGGAUUUGUGUUGUAAGCAGAGUAAGAUUAGUGAUUUAGUACAGGGUGCUGAAUAAUUGUGUGCAUACAUCUGGCGUGCGUGGCGGUGCAAUGAUGUAAAAGCAUGUUGCAAAAAAGUAAUUGUAACACCCCAACUUUUGCAACCUUGUUUAGUUAUCCUUAGUGCAAAAAUUAGGGGGAACAAAAACUUUUUCUCUAGACUAAUUAGAUGAAUUGCCUUGAUAUG
Lolium perenne is the source of this 1603-nucleotide messenger RNA. RefSeq lists its product as uncharacterized. Gene Ontology annotation, biological process: regulation of DNA-templated transcription. Gene Ontology annotation, molecular function: sequence-specific DNA binding; DNA-binding transcription factor activity. The record is from RefSeq and is a predicted model, not a curated record. Lineage: Eukaryota; Viridiplantae; Streptophyta; Magnoliopsida; Poales; Poaceae.